Racocetra fulgida is the source of this 1127-nucleotide messenger RNA. Lineage: Eukaryota; Fungi; Glomeromycota; Glomeromycetes; Diversisporales; Gigasporaceae. The record is from the annotation of a GenBank genome assembly.
GUUGGGCUAGACCAGAAAAAGCCCUUACAGAAAAACAAAUUAGAAAAUUACAGCGUAGAGAGGCAAGAGAAAAGGAAGGACAAGAUCUUAAAUGUUUUCCUAAGAUCGACCUUCCUUUUUCUUCCCACUUUUAUUUUCCGGAUCACGAAAUCCCAAUUGCACGAAUCAUUGGUGAAAAAGAUGAAUUUUUGGAUCCAAUUCGUGUUCAAACUAAAUGUUACAUGUGGUAUGAACCACAAAAUCAUAUGGUUAGAGUUAUUGGUGAUGAUGAGGAUAAUGCUUAUGAAGCAAUUUCACGCGUUAAAAAUCUUUACCUUAAAGUUUUCUUAGCUCGCAGCAUUCCAGUAAAGAGAGGUUGGGUUUAUCAUAUGAUCGAACAACCUCGAAUGCCUUACAAAGUUAGAAUUACAGAUCCUCCUAGUUUGUUCAUACCACCUUAUGAUAUGGUUGGCUUCUUUAAAGUUUUCGAACCUGUUAUUGAAGAAGAGCAAUCCCCUACUGACACAAAGAUUGAAAUUUUUGAGUCAGAAUUUAACGCUAAAUUUAUUGCAAUCCAUUAUUUUAAUCAACUCAAAAAUUUAGAAGAAUAUUUUUCUAAUAAUCAAGUAUGGGAUGAUUCAUCAUUUCAUGAAUUCAAGAUUCGUGCAUCACGUCGUCCCGUUAGAUUUGAUGAACAAAGAUGGACAUGCGCGUUUGACGUAUCAUUUAGGAACGGCAAAAUAGGUUUAUGGAAUGCGGUUGCUGAUGAAAAAAAUGUGUUGGAGAUUAACAUGGCUAUUUGCGAAAAACAUAAAAAGAAAUUUUUAUGGAAAGAGCAUUUUAUAAUUGAGAUUACACGAUAUGAAUAUUGGAACUGUGAAGGAAAAUUUUUAAAUGUUUCACCUGGAGUGGAAAUUCCUUUACAACGUGAACCAUCGGAAAAUGUAUCAUUCGGAAUUACGAAAUCAUGGGAAGAUGAUUUCUCUGCAAACGGUAAUUUAAAUUCAGGUGAAGUUCCUGAAUGGUAUCCUGAAGAUAUAUCAAGUGGUGUUAAGCAAAUGCUGAAUGAUAUAAAUGAAUUUUUGAAAAUUUUGCAAGAUUCUAAUGUUAUUCAACCAAAUGUAUUAAAAUGCGAGUCUUUAAAAUAG